Molecule: messenger RNA, 871 nt
Organism: Vespula pensylvanica (western yellowjacket)
Lineage: Eukaryota; Metazoa; Arthropoda; Insecta; Hymenoptera; Vespidae
Exons: 4
Coding region: 455-871 (138 amino acids)
Source: RefSeq, a predicted model, not a curated record
UGUGUACGUAUGUAUAUGUGUGUGUAUAUGUAUAAACAUAAAUAAAGAAACAAAGAAAACUAUAAUAAUAACCAAAAAAAAAGAAGAAAAGAAAAAAUGAAAGAGGAAAAUAAAGGGAUGAUCGAUAUCAAGCGUUAAUGUAAGUACUAGCCGAGUUUUUCGUGAGUGAAAGAGUUGGGGACAUUAAACCUAGCAGAUGUUCACCUUUAAAUGAAAAUGGAUCGGCAUUAGUUACUCGUGACGUUAAAUGCGAAUCAGGAUUAAUUUCCGUGCGGUUCGGUGUUAACGACGAACGAAGAGGAGGGAAGAAGAUCGAAUGGAGAUCGAACUAAAAAUGAUCACGGUGUCUAUUUUCUUGCUGCUCGUCAACUUCUAUCAACUUCUCGAGGUCUCGCUGUAACGAGUGGAUUUCGGUCAUCGGCUUCAUUAAUAAACUAUCUGGGUCAAUUAAAAAAUGUCAGCCGACGUGAAAGCUGGUCAACCUACAGUGCCAACUAUUUCUCAAUCUAAAAGGCCUACCGUUUUAGUCUAUCCUACAGUAACCCCAGAGAGCAUUAUUAUUCCCAUUGUAUCUUGCAUACUUGGGUUUCCAUUACUGGCUUUAAUGGUAAUCUGCUGCUUAAGAAGAAGAGCUAAAUUGGCAAGAGAACGUGCGAGAAGAAGAAAUUGUGAUUUGGAUCAUGGCGCCCUUAGUUUAGUGCGUUUUAGUCCGGUUCAUCGUUUAGCUGGCGUUGAUCGCCCAACGAGAACCGUAUCCUUGAAAAGUGAUCGUGGAUCAAGAACAUUUCCAUCGUUAGAACUGGAUACCGUUGUCGAGGAACGAUCUGAUCCUGAGCAAAGUACUGCAUUGGAAUUGAGUAGUCCUGACUAG